CCAUUUACUCUUUCAAAGCUUAAAGCUUUUUGCUUUUUGCUUUCGACCCAUUAUUACUUGGGUUGGUGAUUUGAAACCCUGUUAAAAAAAAUCGAGUCUUGUCGAUUACCCAUGUUGGGAGAAGAGAGUAACAACGCCGACACCGGUGUUCACUGGAGAGCACAUUCCAGAUCAGUUUCUUGGACGGACCAGACUCCGGUGGUCCGGAAACCGCCGCGAUCCCUUCAGCCUCUUUGCAUCAGGAAAGACAGCGUGAAGGAGUGGCCGAGCGCCGGCAGCGACGAUCUCGAGGUUUGGCUUCCGCCACCGACCCCAAGAGGGUCCACCAAAGGAUCAUCAAAUUUGGGUUCGGGUUCGGGUCAAGUUUUUCAGCUUAGGAGAGACAAGUUGGCUUUCUACGACAAGGAAUGUUCGAAAAUCGCGGAGCACGUGUACUUAGGAAGUGACACGGUGGCAAAGAACGAGGAGGUUUUGCGGCGGCACGGGAUAACGCACGUGCUGAAUUGCGUGGGGUUCGUUUGCCCCGAGUAUUUCAAAAGCGACUUCGUCUACAAAACGCUAUGGCUGCGGGACAGUCCCUCGGAGGACAUCACAAGCAUUCUCUACGACGUUUUCGAUUACUUCGAGGAUGUCCGACAACAGGGUGGGCGCGUGCUCGUACACUGCUGCCAGGGCGUGUCACGCUCCACCUCGUUGGUCAUCGCGUAUCUCAUGUGGAGGGAGAAUCAGAGCUUCGAGGACGCGUUUCACAUCGUUAAGAACGCGCGUGGCAUCAUCAAUCCGAACAUGGGUUUCGCUUGUCAGCUAUUGCAGUGUCAGAAGCGCGUGCACGCUACGCCCCCGAGUCCUAGUUCUGUGCUCAGAAUGUAUAGGAUGGCUCCUCAUUCUCCCUACGACCCUCUUCACCUUGUUCCUAAGAUGGUCAACAACCCUUGCGCCCACGCGCUUGAUUCGCGUGGGGCGUUUAUUGUGCAUGUUUCUUGUACUUUGUAUGUGUGGGUUGGGAAGGAGUGUGGCACGGUGAUGUGUUGCAAGGCGCGUCAUGCAGCUGCUCAGGUUGUUCGAUACGAGAGGGCGACUGGGGAGAUCGUUACCGUGGUUGAGGAUGAAGAGCCUGAGGAGUUUUGGGUUGCUCUUUCUCACAGGCAUGAAGAGGUGAAGAACGUUGAAACAAUGGAGGUUGAUGUAGGGAUUCAUCCCCGGAGAGUUGAGGAGUAUGAUUUGGACUUUGGAAUUUUUCACAAGGCACUUUCUGGUGGGGUUGUUCCACCCUUUUCUUUGUCCAAGGCUGGAUCAGAAAAUUGCCUCCCUUCUAAGGAAAAUGGGUGGGGGAGAUUGACUUGGAAAUUGACUUUAUCCGGUAGCUUCUAG
Molecule: messenger RNA, 1371 nt
Organism: Vigna umbellata (rice bean)
Lineage: Eukaryota; Viridiplantae; Streptophyta; Magnoliopsida; Fabales; Fabaceae
Source: RefSeq, a predicted model, not a curated record